CGUCCGGAACCCGCCGUGCCGCUGCCGUCCCCGUCCCCGGAGUCACAGUCACUGUCGCCUCCGCCCCCGUCUCGUUCCCUCCACAGGCGCGGAGCCCAGCGACCUCCGCGCGGGCGCCAGGGCGCGCAGACAUGGGCAGCCGCUCCAGAGCGCGCCAGGUGGCCGCGGCGCUGGGCUUCGUUGGGCUGCUCUUAGCUGCACUGGGCGCUGUUAUGAUCGUGAUGGUGCCCUCGAUCAUCAAGCAGCAGGUCCUCAAGAAUGUGCGCAUCGACCCCAGCAGCCUGUCCUUCAACAUGUGGAAGGAGAUCCCUGUCCCUUUCUACCUCUCCGUCUACUUCUUUGAUGUCAUCAACCCCAACGAGAUCCUCCAGGGCCAGAAGCCACAGGUGCGGGAGCGCGGGCCCUACGUGUACAGGGAGUUCAGGCACAAGAGCAACAUCACCUUCAACGACAACGACACAGUGUCCUUCCUCGAGUACCGCAGUUACCAGUUCCAGCCUCACAAGUCCCGCGGCCUGGAGAGUGACUACAUCGUCAUACCCAACAUCCUGGUCCUGAGCGCGUCAGUGAUGAUGGAGGAUAGGCCCAUGAGCCUGAAGCUGAUCAUGACCUUUGCAUUCAGUGCCCUUGGCGAGCGCGCCUUCGUGAACCGCACUGUUGGUGAGAUUAUGUGGGGCUACGAGGACCCCCUCAUACAUCUCAUCAAUAAGUACUUCCCCAACAUGUUCCCCUUCAAGGGCAAGUUCGGGUUAUUUGCUGAGCUCAACAACUCCGAUUCCGGGCUCUUCACCGUGUUCACAGGGGUCAAAGACUUCAGCAGGAUCCACCUUGUAGACAAGUGGAAUGGGCUCAGCAAGGUCAACUUCUGGCAUUCCGAUCAGUGCAACAUGAUUAAUGGAACUUCCGGGCAGAUGUGGGCACCAUUUAUGACUCCUGAAUCCUCUCUGGAGUUCUACAGCCCCGAGGCCUGCCGGUCCAUGAAGCUCAUCUACAAGGAGCAGGGGGUGUUUGAAGGCAUCCCCACCUUUCGUUUCGUGGCUCCCAACACCUUAUUCGCCAAUGGCUCUGUCUACCCACCCAAUGAGGGCUUUUGCCCGUGCAUGGAGUCUGGAAUUCAGAAUGUUAGCACCUGCAGGUUCAAUGCACCCUUGUUUCUCUCCCAUCCUCACUUCUACAAUGCUGACCCAGUUCUGGCAGAGGCAGUGUCUGGCCUCCACCCUAACACAGAAGAGCAUUCCUUGUUCCUGGACAUUCAUCCGGUCACCGGGAUCCCUAUGAACUGCUCUGUGAAGCUUCAGCUGAGUCUCUACAUUAAGUCUGUGAAAGGCAUUGGACAAACCGGGAAGAUUGAACCGGUGGUCCUGCCGCUGCUGUGGUUUGCAGAGAGCGGGGCAAUGGAGGGGGAGACCCUUCAGACAUUCUACACUCAGCUGGUGUUGAUGCCCAAGGUGCUGCACUAUGCCCAGUACGUGCUCCUUGCUCUGGGCUGCGUCCUGCUGUUCAUCCCCAUCGUCUACCAGAUCCGGAGCCAAGAGAAAUGCUAUUUAUUUUGGAGUAGUAGUAAAAAGGGCUCAAAGGAUAAGGAGGCCAUUCAGGCCUAUUCUGAAUCCCUGAUGACACCAGCUCCCAAGGGAACUGUACUGCAAGAAGCAAGACUGUAGGGUCCCAAGGAUGCCGAGAGCCAGCCCAGCCUGGCCCCUCAGUCAGACCAGCUUCCCAGCCCCUACACCCCACUUCUUCAGGACUCUCUCAGCGGACAGCCCACCAGUCCCCAAAUCUGAGCCCUCCCACCUCCCGUUGCCACAUGCGUGUCACACACUGCACACCCCCCAGUACAUGUUCUCACGUGUGCACAUGUAUGCAGACACACUCAGGGAUGGAGCUGCUGCUGAGGGGACCUGGGGAGAGUCUUGACAACAAAGAGUGUUCUGGAACCUUCUCUUGGAGUGAUCCACAUGCCUGCCCACAAGUGCUAUGGGCACGGGACCCCCUCCUUUGGGUGAGCGAGCCGGGGCGCUUGACAACUCUGACUGCCUCUCCCCAGCUGCCUCCAUCAGUCUUGAACCACUGCAGCCCCUGCCUGGGGGUUCUUCCAGGCAGGACGGGGCCUUUACUCCAAGGGGCCAGCCAUAGUCCUGAAACCCAGCCUGGGAGCACAGACUUCUUGUGCCGCAGCCAGCUGGGUAGGGGGCUGUGCCAGACCUAAACCCAGAGCUUUGCCUGCUGGAAAACUGGGCCUCAGAAACUGAGAUGCACUUGACCGUGUCUUCACCCCUGCAGGGUCUCUCUGAAAUCUCUACAGGGGCUGGGUUUGGGUGUCCGGGGCUCCUCCCUCCAGCCUAAACUGACAGCAUCCUGUGUUCUGAGCCGGCCACUCCCUGGUGGGGGUGGUGGGAGGCUGUAUCCCAGGUCGCCACACCUCCACAACCAGGACCCUUGGUGCCCAGGUAGAGGUGGAGAGGCCCCAGGCCACCAGCCUGGGUGUCUGGUCAGGUGGGAGACCUGUCUGCCCCACCCCCCCGGGCUUCUGGUCUUGGGGCAAGCCUCUGUCUCUUUUCUACUGGAAGAGAAAUGAAUUUAUCAUCUUUAAAAAAUAAUAUACAAUUGAAGUAAUAAACCUUUAAAAAAAAGUGAA
Molecule: messenger RNA, 2635 nt
Organism: Sus scrofa (pig)
Lineage: Eukaryota; Metazoa; Chordata; Mammalia; Artiodactyla; Suidae
Gene: SCARB1
Product: scavenger receptor class B member 1
Biological process (GO): cholesterol import; recognition of apoptotic cell; plasma lipoprotein particle clearance
Cellular component (GO): cytoplasm; caveola
Molecular function (GO): low-density lipoprotein particle binding; lipid binding; scavenger receptor activity
Source: RefSeq, marked provisional